Acanthochromis polyacanthus (spiny chromis) is the source of this 1222-nucleotide messenger RNA. RefSeq lists its product as uncharacterized. Lineage: Eukaryota; Metazoa; Chordata; Actinopteri; Pomacentridae. Gene Ontology annotation, molecular function: DNA-binding transcription factor activity. The transcript is spliced from 4 exons. The record is from RefSeq and is a predicted model, not a curated record. Bases 96 to 1058 code for a protein of 320 amino acids.
AAACGCCGAAGAAGAAGCUGCUCUGCUGUGAUUGGUUGUUCAGGUGUUAGCCGCUAGUUAGCUGUAUGUGACUGUAAACACAUCAGUUGUCAAACAUGACACAGUUUGAUAACUUCGCCGACUUAGACUCUUUUAUUAAAGGGGUGGAGGAAGAGUCGCAGACUAAAUUUAUUACAUUUUCUGUGGACCGCAAUUACAAUGACAAAGAUUGGCAACCUUUACCUGGGAACCGGGUGUACUGGCAGUGGGCUGGAGGUUCUGGGAUGCCUGCCAUUGAAUUCACCGGGAUCCCGUUUAUGUUUAUGGGGUUUAAAAGGCUGGUCUGCCACCGAGGCAAAGAUCUCGCCGUAGCCCAGAAGCAGAAGUACGCUGAGGAAAAGGCUAAGAAAAUGAUGUUGGACAACAAUUUUGGCAGUCAGAGAUUUCUUCGCCAAGCCACAAAAAAGGUGGGAUGCCCAGCAGCUAUAUCGAUCAGCAAAAUUGCAACGUUCCCUAAAUUCAAGGUGGAUGACAAUAAGGAGAGGAGUAGGAAGACGGCCUCCAAGAUGCUGAGAACGGCCUUAGAGAGAGAUCCGAUCAUAUGGAAAACAUGCUACGCUGUCACGAAGCCAAGUGCACAUUCUGGACACGCAGUGGGAGAAGCGGCGAUAAAAGAAUCAUCACACAAUAAACGGCACACAAAGAAGAGCACACAGACUACAGACUGUGAUUUCCCUCCUCGCAAACGUGCGAGAAAAACGGACCUGAGGAACAAAUGCGUCAACCUCACCCAACUAAUCAUGGAGAAAAUCUAUGUCACUGAGGACCGACACACUCUUGAGGAACUCUCAGAAAAACUAAGCGUCCUGCUCAAAGACCUCACACCUCCGACCAGCAGUGAGGACGAGAUGCCGCUUCAUGUGGAAGAAAAGAGAGUCAAAGUUUCAUCAGUUAUUCCAAACUCUUUGUCACAAAGGAGCCCAAAGUCCAGCUACACAGACAGAGUGGAUGCUCAUGCAGACGGCAUGUGGGACGCCCACACAGUGCCUGGACCUUUUUAUACAGUUAAAUUCCUCUAGUUCUAUGCACUGUGCCUUUAAUAUUCACCGGAUUUAGUCGAUUGUGUGUAGGUCCUGUGUGUGCAGAUUUUAGAUCACUCCUUUUACAAAACAGCCUUUCUUACAGGUCACAACUUGAAUUUUUUUCUGCAAGGAGAAAGUAAACAUUGAGUUCUUGGACUGAA